Messenger RNA from Sitophilus oryzae (rice weevil), 1217 nucleotides. Its product is annotated as skin secretory protein xP2-like. Lineage: Eukaryota; Metazoa; Arthropoda; Insecta; Coleoptera; Curculionidae. The record is from RefSeq and is a predicted model, not a curated record. The coding region runs from base 71 to 1129 and encodes 352 amino acids. The transcript is spliced from 2 exons.
ACCAUCGCUAUCUGAUCACCGGUAUCAGUUCAUCUUCUUGAUUUCAUUACUAAGUUUAAUUCAUUCCAUCAUGUUGGGCGUACUCUUCGGCGUGCUGUCCGUUGCCGCCCUCGGCUCCUGCGGCAUCUUCCACGGCGAGCUCAGCCCCCCGGCCGCCGGCCUGCCCUUCAGCUCGGGCUACGCCCCCUCCGCCCCCAGCGUGCCCCUCGGCGCCGACCUGAGCCCCCAUGGCGGAGCUGGUGCUCAGUCUUUCGCUUCGGCGGGAUCGUAUCCUGGCAGUUUUGGAGGAUCUAGUCUCGCUUCCAGCGGCUCUUUUGCGUCUAGCGGACCGUCUGGAUUCAAUGCUGGACCCGCUCCAGCCUUCGCCGGCCAUGGACCAGUUGUUAGCGGAUCAUUUUCAGUCGGAAGCCCAAUUUCUUCCGGUCCUGGAUUAGGUGGAUUCAGCUCAGCCAACGCCGGAGCCUCUAGUUUCGCUUCUGGUGGUUUUGGAUCGAGCCUGGCUAACGCCGGUGCAUCCAGUAUCGCUUCUGGACCAAUUGGAUUCGCCGGAGCUAACGCUGGAGCUCAAAGUUUCGCUUCUGGGCCAAUUGGAUUCUCUGGAGCCAACGCUGGAGCUCAAAGUUUCGCAUCGGGAGGACAUUUAGCAUCGCACGGUUCUGAACCUGGUACAGUAGAUCACGGAACCACCUACGACCACAGAUUCGAACGCGUUCCUGUUCCACAACCCGUCGCAGUUCCAGUAACAGUCGACCGUCCCUAUGAAGUUCGUGUUCCAGUACCCAGACCCGUCGAAGUACCUCGUGCAGUUCAUGUAGAUGUUCCCACUCCAGUCCAUGUCGAAGUAAAACGCCCAGUACCAGUUCCAGUGCCCCGUGAAGUUCCUGUUCCAGUCAAAACACCUGUUUACGUCAAGGUGCCUCAUCCAGUUCACGUGAACAUUCCCAAACCAUACCCAGUGGUGAUUGCCAAGCCUUACCCAGUCCAUGUGCCAGUGAAGGUAGCCGUUAAAGUGCCCGUGCCCGUAGGUUUACACACCACCGCACCUAUUGGUGUCCAUGCGCAUAGCGGUUACGUCACUCUGAAGCAGCAUGGUGGAUGGCAACCACACGGAUGGCAACCCAGUUGGUAAAACGCCCAUUGAUGAGCUAUCAUUUUUGUCCAUUCUAGUCUGAUUUUAAUUUUAGUUGAUUUUUGUUAGCUUAUUUUGAUGAAAUAAA